Molecule: messenger RNA, 2399 nt
Organism: Macrosteles quadrilineatus (aster leafhopper)
Lineage: Eukaryota; Metazoa; Arthropoda; Insecta; Hemiptera; Cicadellidae
Exons: 9
Coding region: 201-1817 (538 amino acids)
Biological process (GO): regulation of transcription by RNA polymerase II
Cellular component (GO): nucleus
Molecular function (GO): protein binding; DNA binding
Source: RefSeq, a predicted model, not a curated record
UUCAGUUCAGACCGUGCAGUUAGCCGUAAAGUGAUAAGACAAGGAAUAUUUGGAAAAGGGUCGUUUUAAAUUUAAGGCUCAGGCCUAGGCCAAGUUUAAAUUUUUGAAUUCGUUGAAUUUAAUAUAACUUUAAAAAUUUAACUUUAAAAUUGUUCAGUUACUAAUUAUAUAAAUCGCCUUGGCUACAUUUAUCGAGCAAAAUGGCCAAACCUCAAGUGUACAGCAUGAAAUGGAAUAAUUACAAAGAUCAUUUAAGUGGCAUAUUAUUACAAUUAUUGGAGACUGAAUCUAUGGUUGAUUUGACGCUUUGUGCCGAGGGCGAGAGGAUAAGCUGUCAUCGAAUCAUAUUAUCAGCAUGUAGUCCAUAUUUUCAGGAAAUAUUGACUGGAAUCACAUCCAAAAAUGCUGUUGUAAUACUGUGUGGUAUAUCUGCAGAGGAUUUACGAUCGAUAGUGGAGUUUGUAUACAAAGGAGAGUUGAAUGUGAGCUCAGAACGAUUUGUGUCCAUUCUCCAUGCAGCAGAAACGUUAAAGAUAACUGGUUUGAUGUCCGUAAAAAAUCAUCUAACUGUUAUGGACCCGGUUAACUUGAGAGAUGAAGGCUUGUCAAAUAAUGUGGAGGGAAGAGACAAACUAAUAAAAGUAAAGCAGGAACUGUUGGCAGAAGAAGAAAGUCUUUGUCCUGUAAAUCUAGUUGAAACUGCAGAACAGAUAGAAACUAACGACGAUGAAAAUGGACCCAGCUUUACGAUCAUUACUGAUGAUAACGAAGAACACUCUGACUAUAGGCUGCAGAUUGCUACACCUAAAAAUAAGCGUAAAAGAGAGUUUUCAAGAAGGGAUUACAGUGAGGAAGCUUUGUCAGCAGCUCUGGAAGAUAUGGCGAAUGGUUUAAGCCUCCUAGAGGCCUCCAACACACAUAACAUACCUCGGUCUACGCUGUACGCUCGGGCCAAGAGUUACGGCAUCACUCCCUCCAUCUCACGUUAUGAGUAUUCACAGGAGAACCUGUUAGCAGCCGUCAAUAUGGUCAAAGCUGGUGCGAGUUUACAGUCUGCAUCAGCAAUGUACGGCAUACCUAAGACUGUGUUGUGGCGACGGGUCACUAAGGUAAUCGGCAACUACGCUCUGAGUCAACGGCUCAAAUCUCGACAGAGAUAUCAGCCUCACGCUAAAGAAGCCGCCAUCAGAGCUCUCGAGAGAGGGGAGAAGAUUAACAAAGUUUCAUCCAUGUAUAAGAUUCCAAAGACAACGCUGUUCAGAGAAAAGAGCCGACUGGUUGAGUUGGGAAGACUUCCACCAUCAUGUCUCAACAAAAGAGAGCCUAACAAAGAUAGCUACAAGCAACAACGUCUCACUCAAGCAGUGGCCGCUUGCAAAGAGGGCCGCAUGUCUCAAGCCGCCGCUUCCAGCACAUACAAGGUCUCAAAAACAACAAUUUGGAGAAGACUACAGCAAAGCCAGGGCAGAAAACAAAUUCGAUAUAUCAAAACGAAGGAAGAACCAGUGGAAGAAAAUGAAGAAAGUGUUCAGUUUGAAGAGAUUGUCUCCGAGAUACCUGUCACUUAUGCUGAGGACAGCUCUUACACGGAAGGUUCUUUUAUCAUCCUGGCACCCAAUGGUGAGUUUCCCGUGGACUUUGAGGGAGAAAUGUUAGUGGCAGAAAAUGUAGAAGAUGUGGGUGAAAUCAUAGAGAUACCUACAUAUGUAGAAGAAAUGUCCAGUCAGAUGGAGGAAUGCUCAACAACUCAAGAAAACACAGAGAUCCAGGAAAACACACAGCUCCAAGAAAACACACAAGUUGAAGAAGCGGUUUGAGACCUGUGAAACGGUUACCAUUGUCUUUCUACAUUAUGGUAGUUAUGGCGUGGAGUUCUUGACUAUCAGACUUACAAUGUGAUGGUUCUUUCGAGAGAAGUUUGCUGAUUACCAAGUCCGUAGUUACCACGGGAAUUAUUAGACUGACUGAACUAUACACCGAAAAUAUAUGAACUUCAGAAUAUUGACACUGGUUGUGUAUCCAUCUGGUGCAAAGAAUCCACUUAAAUUGUUCAUGACGCUUUCCUUGCCAAAUGGUUGUUAUAGGAGACAAUUGUAGUGCCAAACGGCAGAGAGAAAAAUUUCCUCGAAAUACUGUAACAUUUGACAAAUCAACUGAAUCGGGGUGUGGACAUAAAUAUACAUAUCCUGAACCCCUUUUAUACAGUGUAUACAUACAAUGUUUAUAUAUUGUCUACUGGUUAGUUUUACUAUUUUUAGCAUUUUACAAGAACAACUUAGGAAUGUUAUCUGUCAAGAUAUUUAUUUUAAGAACUUGGUUUGUUGCACUAAGUAGCCUCCUUUCAACUAUACCCGUUUUUUACAACAAUAUGAAAUGAACUUGAAAAAUAAUAAAAAUGU